AUGGCGCCACACGGUCCGAACGGCGUCGAAAUGACCAACCUGCGAUCUCGCAGCCCAUCACAGGACGCCGACGAACCGCCCCAGAUGAGGCCUGUGGCACACGCCCCUCUACUCGGGACGUACGAUGUGUUCAGCCUCAUAGUAAACAAGAUGAUAGGGACCGGAAUAUACACCAACGUGUCCACCGUGCUGGUCCUCACGGGCGACAAGGGACUUACCAUGACGCUGUGGGCGAUCGGUUCCAUCUACACAUUGAUCAGCAUGUUGAUCUACUUGGAAUGCUCCACGGUCAUGCCGUACAACGGCGGAGAACUUGUAUAUCUCGAUGAAUUGACGUCCGGCCGAGGACGCUCAUGGAUCAGACGGGCCCUGGGAGACGGCCUGUAUGCAUACGUGCAGUAUGCGUUCUUGUUCGUCGCCUUCUUCAACUCCGCCACGAACUGCCUGCAGAUCGGGCGUCUGUUGCUGUUCGCGAGGAACCCACAAGAGGACCCCGACCGUGACUUCUUGCGGACGAUCGCGUUUCUGGUCCUCCUCCUCCUGUGCCUUUUGCAAUACUUCUCCCCGCAGUCGGGCCGCGUGCUCAACCAGGUCCUGGCCGCCGUCAAGAUCCUUUUGCUCGUGGUGGUGCUCUGCGCCGGCUGGCACGCGAUUCAAGUGGGGACGUACCGGGGCGCAGGUUUCCAAGAAUGUAGCCCGCCAGCGGGGUCCAUGUCGAAAAUCGAAGUGGCCAAAGCAUUUCUCCUGGUCAUCUUCUCCUACGAAGGCUGGGAGAAUGCGACGUUUGUCGCCGGGGAGAUUGACCCCCAGAGCCCGGUGACCCUGCGCAAAGGCUUCAUCUUCGCCGUCUCGGUCGUCAGCGUCUUGUACAUCGCUCUCGUCGCGACCUUUUUGAAAGCUAUCCCAUAUGUGCCUGUCGCCAUCAACUACGCACCGAUGCUGUUCGGGAACAAUGAGGCGUCAUACAAGGCGUGGUCGGUGUUCAUCGCCAUUUCGUCCUUGGGCAGUCUCAACUCGAUCAUCUACACAUUUUCGCGCAUCAAGCAAAGCAUCGGAUCAGGCAAUAUCCUCCCGUGGUCGGAUUUCUGGAAGAGCGACUCGCCCCCUGCGGGGCACGAGGAAGCUCUGGACCAGUAUCUCGCGCCCCGAGGUGGCCUUGUGCUCCACGGGAUCAUGACGACAGUCCUCAUUGGCGCAUCGGCGUCGAUCAAAACGGUCCUGGAGUCCGUCAGUAUGCCGGGGUUGUUCCAGACCUACGCUCACUGCAUCAUCCUGACCGUCAUGGGCUUUGUUGUCCUCCGACUGCCGUCGAGGACCAGGCACCUGGAGCAAGUUAACAGCAGGGAUCACAACAGCGAAACCGGGGUGGACGCGCAGGGAGAAGGCAAUGCGUGGGAAUGGGACCUGAAGCUGAGGAACUGGAGCGGCUGGUGGCGAUACAUCCCAGCAUUCUUCUGCGUGGCGUACGGGUUGGCGAACCUGUGGGUGGUCAUCCUCAGCGUCAUCCCUCCGUACCGCGACCAAGACGGGUUUCCCACCGGCGGGGAAUGGACCAACUCGACGGACGGCAGGACCCUGACGUGCGCGGACACGGGUUCCAAUGUGAGCCUGACGUUUCCCUACCCGGUCGCCCUCAACGAAGAGGACGCCCUGAAAGGCUGGGUCCUACCCGCCGCGACGUUCGGGGUCAUGCUCCUGGCCACAUUCUAUUACCUGGCGGUCUUCGGCUCCAGCCAAGAGCGGCGGUUCUGGCGAUGGUGCCUGACGCAGUAUGCCGGCGUGCGGCCCACCAUCAGCAAGGAGGAAGGGUACGAUUGGCGGUUAGAGCAAGUCCGACGGUUUGGGAGGCGGCGCGACAUUGCGUUCGACCGGCGGAGCGACAAUGCCCAGGUGGGCAUCCUGUACUGGCUCGGGGGAGGGUCGAGCCUGUUUGUGAACCACAGCGGGAGUCACCCGGUGGAACGCUGGCACGACUUCUGGCAUCGAACGGGGGAUGCGUGGCAGGAAUUUCGGAAGCGGGGGCUCCGUAGAGGCCACCGGUAG
Messenger RNA from Fonsecaea erecta, 2043 nucleotides. RefSeq lists its product as hypothetical. Lineage: Eukaryota; Fungi; Ascomycota; Eurotiomycetes; Chaetothyriales; Herpotrichiellaceae. The transcript has 3 exons. Gene Ontology annotation, biological process: amino acid transmembrane transport. The record is from RefSeq and is a predicted model, not a curated record. Gene Ontology annotation, molecular function: L-amino acid transmembrane transporter activity. Gene Ontology annotation, cellular component: membrane. Bases 1 to 2043 code for a protein of 680 amino acids.